GAAGGUGCGUGACUGCACUGGGACGGAGACAUUAUAGGAACACUUUCAGCCACGGAGGCAUCGUUUACACUCACGUCCCCGAGGAGAGAAGGAGGGAAACAAACACCGGAGAAAGGACAGGACCGACUCUUCCCGUGGAUUGCUGAAAACCAAACAUGGCGUCUUUAUCCUUGAAGCACAAAUCCCUUUUCCCUGCGCUCCUCCUCUUCUUCUUCUCCUCCGUGCCUCUCACCUGUUUGUGUCAGGCCGCCAACAGCAGCUCAACCAGUUCCACGAUAAACAUUAAAACCACAUCCCCUCCGUCCUCAAACGAUACCUCCCUGAAGGGAGUGCGAGGCUGUGGGAACGGACUGCAUCCCAUCUACAGGUACCUGUGUGACCGCAGGGCAGCAUGGGGGAUUAUUCUGGAGACAUUAGCGUCUGCAGGCUUCCUCUUCAGCAUGGGUCUCCUGUUAGGCCUCCUGUGCUGGUACAUUUGGCUCUGUGCCUCGUCUAAACGUCAGCGCAGCAGCAUCGGAGGCACGGUGGCCUGCACCUCCUUGUUCUUGUUCGCCACAGCGGGGGUCUUUGCGUUGACCUUCUCCUUCAUCAUCCGUCUCACCGAUCAGACCUGCCCCACCAGGAUCUUCCUCUUCAGCGUGCUCUUCUCGCUGGCCUUCUCCUGCCUGCUGGCCCGCUGUCUCGCCCUGCUGGGUUUCGCAGCGGCUCGGGGUUGGGGAGAACCUGCCGUGGCCUUGGGGCUCUUCACCGUGCAGGUAAUCAUCUCCACGCAGUGGCUGAUCCUCGUGCUGGUCCGGGACAAGAGGCCUUGCGAGUACAGCCAGGCGGAGUUUGCCAUGCUGCAGAUCUACGUGCUGUGCAUCCUGAUGAUCAGCUUCAUCCUCUCCAUGCACUUCCUGCGCCGCUCCUGCUCCACAUACUCGUACAGCUACACGGGACCCGCAAACGUGCAGGGGAGGGUUCAGGCCUCGGUGGUGUUCCUCACACUGCUGCUCUCCGUCUGCAUCUGGGUGGUGUGGAUCACGAUGCUCACCAGAGGAAAUCCCGAGAAGGGACGCCGGCCGCAGUGGGACGACCCGGUGCUCAGCAUCGCACUGGUGGUCAACGGCUGGGUGUUACUGAUGGGGCACGGGCUUUCCCAGGUUUCCUUCCUCUGCAGGGGGGAGGGCAAGUCCAAGGACGCCCCUCUGAGCUUCGCUGGGUGGACGAGCCCCAGCGCUGACAUAACAGGGCUGGAGAGUCAGAAGGAAGGAAGAGAAAACGGAAGCUUUGAGAACGACAGCGAGAACAGGAGAGGCAGGAGAGGCGAUCCGUCGCUGCGGUCACCGUACGAGUCUGGAUUCUCCAUGACAGAAAUCGACACCGACAAGGAUUACACCAUUCCUCGCCCUCAGUCCACCAACUACGGGGAACCUUAUGAUGAAUAUUAGGGACGUGAUAUUUUAAGUAUUUGACAUUUGUUUUUUGGGGUUUUUUUGCAUCAUUUUUUUUUUUUUUUUUAAAGAAAUGUUAUUUCAAAUCCGCCUGGAUUUUAAAAUGAUCUGCCACGAAGAGAAGAAAGAAAGAAAUGACUCAUCUCUGCUACGACCUGGAUCUGCUGAUGGGAAAUCCACAUGGCAGAUAUGUAAUGGUCCCUGUGGUGAGACGGGUCUCUGUGAAAGUGCCAAACUGCUGAACAGGGCAGAACAAUCUGGAGAUAGAGAGAGGGAGGAGGGAUGAAAGGAGACAGGAUGAGAGGAGAAGGGGAGGAGACGGGACACAAAGAAAUGUCAGGACUGAGGACGGCGCGUGCCGUCGCUCAUUAACGUCCUCAUAUUCAAAGGAACAGCACUGCGGCGCCAGAAAUAGCACCUGACCUCUCUUUACACUGGAAACAGUGCAAACACUCGAGAAUACUGAAACAUCAGCGCCCUUCACAGAGGCGGGAGGUCAGGCUUUCGUUUUUGUAUUAGGCCACGUUUAUUGUUAGAGGAUUCUGUUCUGGAGUCAAAGUGUAACAGCAUUUCUCUACUGACACAUUUAAAACAUGGUGCACGAGCUCCGGCACUGACUGCUCUAUAUUCAAAUACAAGAAUGAGGAUUUAAAGAUAAUGUAUGGAUUACGUCAUUCUUUUUUAAAACUGGACCAAUUAAAUACAAGAGCUGCAACGGUAUAAUUAUUCUGCUUCAUAAAACUGUUGUAGAACAAUAAUUCUCAUAAGAAUACGACUGGUUCUGAUAUCUGAUAUUACAAAAAAGAGUAUAAUAUUGAUCAUAAAGGCUCAGAUGUGCUAUACGGCAGAAAUUGUGUAUUUGAGUACGCUUAAUAAAAUGAUGUCUACUCUGUGUCACUGUGCAGUUUGGUCCAAGUCGUGAUCUUGAUCUGAAUCAACACUGUGGGAAACUGAGCAGCCUUGUCAGAAGUGUUGCUCUCUCUUUAUUUCAUAUGCGUUUGUAUGAAAAGUGUUAAAUAAAAUAAUAAAAAGGUUUGUGAUAAAA
Molecule: messenger RNA, 2478 nt
Organism: Solea solea (common sole)
Lineage: Eukaryota; Metazoa; Chordata; Actinopteri; Pleuronectiformes; Soleidae
Product: G-protein coupled receptor family C group 5 member D
Exons: 4
Coding region: 156-1430 (424 amino acids)
Biological process (GO): G protein-coupled receptor signaling pathway
Cellular component (GO): intracellular membrane-bounded organelle; extracellular exosome; signaling receptor complex
Molecular function (GO): G protein-coupled receptor activity; protein kinase activator activity
Source: RefSeq, a predicted model, not a curated record